AAAAUACGUCAAAGAAAAAACCAACAAAAGUUGAGAACCUUUCUUUUUUUUCCACCAACUGAAAUCAGUCAAAGUCUUUACAGUCAGUCAACUCUGCCAUUUCUUCUCUUCCCCUUGAACCUGAAACAAAUAUAUAACAUUAUAUGGGCUGCUAUGAAGGAAGGCUAUACCAAUUUAUCACACAAAAAUGAGCACAAACGCUCUGUUUUUGUUUUUCUUCUUCUUGGUAUGCCCCUUUGUGUCUUCUCAAUUGGCUCCAAACCAGAGAACUACCAUGAUCAAUCUUUCUGAGUCACUAGCCAACAGCAGCAACAGCAGCAUAUGGAAUGUAACCAAGCAGCCUGACCCAUGUUCAUGGAAGGGUGUAGGAUGCGACCCCACCAACUCCUCCAUAACUCAACUUUCUCUAUCUGGGUUUGGUCUCUCAACUCCUGAUUUUCUUUCUGUUGCUUGUCAGCUUGAUUCUCUGGAGUCUCUUGAUGUCUCUAAUAACCAUUUAAGCUCAAUUUCUGAUGAGAUUUUCACAAUUUGUGGUGGGAUUGAUGGGUUGAAGGUGUUGAAUAUUUGUAAGAACAGUUUGAGUCAUUCUUUGCCUGCGUUCCCUGGCUUUCUGGGGUUGGAAGUGUUGGACUUGUCAUAUAAUAAAUUAGGUGGAAGUAUAGAAUCUCAGUUGGAUGGACUAUCUGGUCUGAAAAGGUUGAAUCUUAGCUUCAAUAAUUUCAGUGGUGCAAUACCUAUUGGAAAAUCCAUGCACUCUCUGGAGCAUCUUGUGCUUAACAUGAAUUCUUUCCAGGGUACCAUCACAAAAGAAAUCGCAAAUUAUAAAAACUUGAGCCGGAUUGAUUUUACCAUGAAUCAGCUUUCAGGGUCCCUUCCUGUGGAAAUUGGAGAGCUCUCCAAGUUGGAGUUGUUGAUUCUCUCUUCCAACAAUUUUAGUGGGGAAAUCCCAACCACCCUUUCAAACAUACAGAACCUUUCGCGUUUUGCAGCAAAUCAAAACGGUUUUGGUGGUUCAGUUCCUGCUGGAUUGACAAGAUAUCUGAAGAAUUUGGAUCUCAGUUACAAUAGGUUAAAUGGGUCCCUUCCAUCUGAUCUUUUGUCACAAACAAAUUUGGAGGUUGUGGAUUUGUCUUACAACAUGUUAGAAGGAUCAAUACCUGCAAAUAUCUCACAACGCUUGUUCAGGUUGAGACUGGGAAGCAAUGCUUUAACUGGACGAUUUGAGGGAUCAGCAUUUACGAUGCUUCAGAAUUUGACGUAUUUAGAACUGGACAAUAAUAGCUUCACCGGUUCAAUACCACCUCAGUUGGGGUUUUGCAGAAGAUUGUUGCUGUUGAACUUGGCCAAGAAUAACCUCACAGGUGCUUUGCCAGCACAACUGGGUAAUUUAAGUAAUCUUCAAGUUAUGAAACUUGAACAGAACAAUCUGACUGGAGAAAUCCCAACUCAAAUUACCCAGUUGCUGAGUUUGUUGAUUCUGAAUAUCAGCUGGAAUUCGCUCACCGGUUCAAUACCUUCUUCAGUGUCACAAUUGAGAGCUCUCAACAGCCUAAAUCUUCAAGCCAACCAUCUAAAUGGUUCAAUACCUGACACUAUUGUCAACAUGGAUUCUCUGAUGGAGCUACAACUAGGAAGUAAUCAGUUAAGUGGGAGGAUUCCGACGAUGCCUCGGACGCUGCAGAUUGCUUUGAACCUCAGCAGUAACCUCUUUAAUGGAUCCAUUCCGGAUACGCUUUCAGCAUUGACAGCAUUAGAAGUUUUGGAUCUUUCAAAUAACAGAUUCACAGGUGAGAUUCCAACAGUUCUAACUCAAUUGAUCUCCCUGACACAGUUGACACUUUCCAACAACAAGCUCUCUGGAGUUGUUCCCAAAUUUCAACAGCAUGUUGCUCUCAACAUAAGUGGCAACCCUGAUCUUAUUAACAACACAGCAUCCCCUCCAGCAACAUCAGCCAAAAAAAAAAAUACAGUCGUUGUACCAAUUAUUGCAGCAUUUGCAGCUGGUGUUGUUGUUGUUGUGAUUGUCACAUUCAUUGUCCUAUCAAUCUUGCGACGCUAUUACAAGGUUGACGACGAGCAAGUACAUACAGGGGAAGAACUUUCCCUACCUCAGGUCAUCCAAGGCAAGCUGUUGACAGCAAAUGGAAUUCACCGGUCGAACAUCGACUUUGCCAAAGCCAUGGAAGCAGUUGCUGAUCCAUUAAACGUCAAGCUGAAAACGAGGUUUGCCACAUACUACAAAGCCAUCAUGCCCUCGGGAACACGCUACACCGUCAAGAAGAUUAACUGGUCAGACAAGAUAUUUCAAUUGGGCAGCCAUGAUAGGUUUAGGCAAGAGCUCGAAGUGUUGGGGAAGCUGAGCAUGUCAAAUGUGAUGAUUCCGUUGGCCUAUGUAUUGACUGAAGAUGGUGUAUACCUGUUCUAUGAAUAUGCUCAGAAGGGUACUCUCUUUGACAUUCUUCAUGGUAGCAUGGGGAAUGCUUUGGACUGGACGAGCCGUUACAGUAUCGCUGUUGGAGUAGCUCAAGGUCUUGCUUUCCUGCAUGAAUACUCAUCUGGCCCCAUUCUUCUCCUAGACCUUUCCAGCAAAAACAUCAUGCUCAAGUCAGUCAUGGAGCCCCAAAUUGGAGACAUUGAGCUCUGCAAGAUCAUUGAUCCCUCGAAGAGCACCGGCAGCCUCUCAACAGUUGCUGGUUCUGUUGGCUACAUUCCUCCAGAAUAUGCUUACACAAUGAGGGUCACGAUGGCUGGGAAUGUCUAUAGCUUCGGUGUUAUUCUGCUAGAAUUGCUGACCGGAAAACCUGCAGUCAGCGAGGGAACUGAAUUGGCAAAAUGGGUCUUGAGGGACUCGGUCUCGAUGCAGAAAGACAAGUGGGAUCGAAUCAUUGAUUUCAGAGUAAGCAGAGUUUCAUAUGCCAUCAGAAGUCAGAUGCUUGCAGUCCUCAGGAUUGCCUGUAACUGUGUCAAUCCCUCACCGGAGGCGAGGCCAAAGAUGAAAACUGUACUGAGAAUGCUCCUCAAUGCAUAAGAAAGCCAUUCCUAGGAGACAUAAGUUCAUUCGCCUGCCGUAGAAGAUAUAAUACUUGUUUUGGGAAGUUUUCUUACUACAAAAAAGAUUAUGUACAUAACAUAUCACUAGUAUUGAUUGCUGCAAUUAUAGUAGUUUUUUCUUUCCCUUUCCACUUCUGGCACUUGAACCUGGAGAACCAUGAAUAAUGCAAAUUGCUAAAUUUAUCA
This is a messenger RNA of Tripterygium wilfordii, 3237 nucleotides long. RefSeq names its product leucine-rich repeat receptor-like tyrosine-protein kinase PXC3. Lineage: Eukaryota; Viridiplantae; Streptophyta; Magnoliopsida; Celastrales; Celastraceae. The record is from RefSeq and is a predicted model, not a curated record. The transcript has 2 exons. Gene Ontology annotation, cellular component: plasma membrane. Gene Ontology annotation, biological process: protein phosphorylation. Gene Ontology annotation, molecular function: ATP binding; protein binding; protein kinase activity. Bases 188 to 3028 code for a protein of 946 amino acids.